AUGACCGGCUUCGAGCCCCUGGUGAAGCCAAACGAUGGCAAGCGCCGGGCCUCACGAUCUCUGUCUCCGGCCGGUGCCGUCGAGGAGGCCUCCCAUGCUGCUCACCCUUGCGCGCCUCGUGGUGCCUACGCUGAGGCUUCAACUUCCAAGCAGCAACUACAUACACAACAGCCAGACAAAAAGAAACGCAAGAUGGAAGCACAGGCGCUGAAGCGCUUACGAAAGGAUGCUGCGGAGAAAAUCGCCAAGUUCGGCGAGGACCCCAUCUUCUACGAGGCCCAGGACCUUUUGGGUGAAAGCACGGUGCAAGCGAUUCUGGAAGCAGGAAAAGAAUUUGAAAGAAAAUUUGAGCGCGGAGAAGAAUUAGUUGUUGAUGUGAAGGCUCUCGGAGCAGGUGGGCAUGGCCUGGCGGUCGCGCCAACAAACGAUUGGAUCAUCUCAGUGCCUAAGGCACUGCCAGGAGAACGUGUCAGGGUCACAAUUCAAUCUAACGACCGCCUCUUCUCAAAGGCAAGGGUGGUCCACUUCGAUUCCAAGUCCUCAGAGUUACGGACAGCGGAGCCAUUCUGUCGCUAUUUCGACCAAUGCGGCGGCUGCCAGUACCAGAAUAUGGCAUAUCCCGUACAACUCGAGCUCAAACAACGGGUUGUCCAGAACGCAUUCAAGCAUUAUUCAGGUUUGGAUCCUUCUGUGCUUCCUGCGAUUGGACCAACCAUGCCGUCACCGAAACAGCGAGCAUACCGCACCAAGCUCACGCCUCACUUCAACCUGCCGCCAGAAGCGCGGCAGUACAGACGGACAUUAGGAUUCCGUCGUGGCAACCGGAAGCGGGACGAGAGUUUGGACGAGGGCGGCCCACUGCCUGUGAAGCCUUCGGUUGAGGUUGCUAUCGGGUUUGAUGGGCAAGACGGCAAAGUGAUGGACAUUGAAGAGUGCCCCAUCGGGACAGAGACUAUUAACAAGGCUCUUCCGGAACAUCGUCAGCGGAUCAAGGACACGAUCUUCGAUUUCCCGAAUGGUGCGACGCUAUUGCUUCGAGACUCAUUAUCAUCGUUCGACUCGCCCGAAAGUCCCUGUGUGGCGAUCACCGAUCACAAAGCAACGGUGAAGGAGAUGGUUGAAAAUAUAAAAUUCGAGUCUCCCGCCGGCGCAUUCUUCCAGAACAAUCGCUCUAUACUGCCAGAUCUUCUUGGAUACGUCCGAGACGAGAUUAUCGCAUCGCGUGCGCAUGAUGCUACCGAUGCGAACGGCGCUGUCAAGCACUACCUUGUCGAUGCAUAUUGUGGCUCUGGCCUGUUCUCACUCUGCCUCGCACACCUGUUUGACCAAGUCGCUGGUGUCGAGCUCAGCUCGGAGUCCAUCAAAUGUGCCCAGACCAAUGCCGAGCUGAACGGCAUCAAGAAUGCGAAAUUUCUCGCAGGGAACGCAGAGAAUAUCUUCGGUACAAUCGACUACGAGCCCCAGCAGACAACGGUGAUCAUCGAUCCGCCUAGACGAGGGUGCGACGACGCCUUCAUCGAGCAACUUGUAAAGCUCGCGCCGAGGAACGUUGUAUAUGUCUCCUGCAAUGUGCACACGCAAGCAAGAGACGUAGGGUCGAUCUUGACGAAGGAUCCAGCUUACAAUGUUCUCAGUAUCCGAGGUGCAGAUCUUUUCCCUCAAACCAACCACGUCGAAGGUAUUUGCGUGCUCAGGCGGGAUUAA
Messenger RNA from Tilletiaria anomala UBC 951, 1704 nucleotides. Its product is annotated as S-adenosyl-L-methionine-dependent methyltransferase. Gene Ontology annotation, molecular function: tRNA (uracil(54)-C5)-methyltransferase activity, S-adenosyl methionine-dependent. The coding region runs from base 1 to 1704 and encodes 567 amino acids. The record is from RefSeq and is a predicted model, not a curated record. Gene Ontology annotation, biological process: tRNA processing. NCBI's taxonomy places the organism in Eukaryota, Fungi, Basidiomycota, Exobasidiomycetes, Georgefischeriales, Tilletiariaceae. The transcript has 5 exons.